This is a messenger RNA of Apis florea (little honeybee), 3669 nucleotides long. RefSeq lists its product as uncharacterized. Gene Ontology annotation, cellular component: RQC complex. The record is from RefSeq and is a predicted model, not a curated record. NCBI's taxonomy places the organism in Eukaryota, Metazoa, Arthropoda, Insecta, Hymenoptera, Apidae.
AUGUCCUUAGACAUGCAGUUCCCCUCUUCAGAAGAAGAAGAAGAGGAGGAGGAGGAGGAGGAGGAGAACGAGAGGAAGGAAGAAGGGAAUAAUGGGAUAUCGGAGAAGGAGGAAGAGAGGUCGUCGAGAGGAGGCAGGAAGGAGAAGAGGAGGAAGAACAACAAGCUGGAAAGGCUGCAGAAAGACAAGUUGUUCCAACCGCGAGUGGUGUUGGAACAGCUACACUUUUCUCGAUUGCCCGAGGCCGUCCAUCGGAAUGUCCUUCGGUGGGGCAGAGCGAGGAGGACGACGAGCGACGACGACGACGACGACGACGACGACGACGACGAGGAGGAGGACAACGAUGUUAUCGGUGAGGGGAAGAGGGCGGCGGCUGUGGACAGCGGGAAGAGAAGGCACUCGAGCAAGGCGGGCAUUCAGGACAUAUUGAACAUGAUCGAUGUCACUGCCUCCCCGGUUCUAGCCACCGACACGCCUACCGCCGAUCUCCCCGUCGAUUCCACGAAAACUUACGAGGAGGUCCUCGACGAGGAGGACCCCGCCAAAAUCAAAGAUUCGGCCGGAUCCGAGCUCCUCGUCCAACCGUCCGACAAGAUUGUUAAGGAACAAUCGACCACCACCACUACCACCACCAUCACCACCACCACCACGACGACGACGACGACGACGACGACGUGCGACGUGAUCUCCAGCUACCAGCAAUCGCUGGAUGACGCGAUUCUCGACAAAAGUAACAACGAGAACGUUAUUACCGACGACAAAAUAGAGAUACACGAGGAGAAAAUUCUCACCGGUUACCGGGAGACCGAGAGCGAAGGGGAGGAGGAAGAGGAGGAGGAGGAGGAGGAGGAGGAGGAGGAGGAGGAGGAGGCUGGAACGAAGGACGAGGUCGUUAUAGUUUCCAUAAAGAGCAACAAUAACAACAACAACAACAGCGCGAAGAGAUCGGCGUGCAAGAUCGCCGAGGCGGACGGCGGCGUUGGAAGUCGUGGGGCGAGCACCGCCCGCCCCCCCAACUGGAGGAAUCGCGGGUCGACGAUCCCUCGAUCGGAAGAGGAGCGACCCGACGAUCCCGGCUGCGAGGAACCCGUGAAAAUAACCGACUACAACGACAGCUCGAAGAUUCUGAACGCGUUGAGGAACACGCCCGGCCUCUCGGUGUCGAUCACCAGGACCCACACCCCCGAAACGUGCACGAAGAGCGCGUGCCCGCCGAGGCCUGCCUCGAAGGCCUCCUCGUCGAGUCGCUCGCCCGAUUCCCAAGCGGAGUGCGUGGAAAGAUUGUUGAAGAGCAACCCGCUGGCCGACUCCGCGACCGACCACGCGCCACCGAAAAAUCUUCCCGGUUUGUCCAUCAUCAUUCCGAGUUAUCGAUACCGAAAUUCUCAGGUCGUGGUCGCGAAACGUUCCACGUCCCCGAGCGCGAAAGCGCGGGUCGAAUCGCCCGAGAGCACGGUGAAUUUUCCCAAGAACGAGGGCUACGGGGGGGGCGGAGGGGAGUCGAAGUUGGACGGAUUCCUUCACGAGGAGGAGGAGGAGGAGGACGAGGAAGAAGAGGAGGAGGAUGACGAGGAGGAAAGAGACUUGGAGGAGGAGGACGAUUGCGACUCGCAAGUGUUGGAGGAUCUGAGGCGGCAGAAGGCUGACUCGUUGGAUUACUUCCGCGUGGGGCAGGGCAACUCGGAGGAGCGCAAGGCGACGGUUGUUGCCGAGAAGGCGCACGGGAGGAUCAGCAGCGAGGCCCAGGCGAAGUGCAAGUACCAGGACGUGGAGCACUUCGACGAGCAGGUGCUCGAGGAGCUGAGGACCCGCGGCACCGUCGUGUCCCCCCAGCCGAGCGGGAUCCCGUGCUCCCCCGCCUCCAGGAGGCCCUCGUCCGCCUACCUCGAGAGGUUGCUGCCGAGCCCGCCCUGCUCGGUCUCCUGUUCCGAGGACGCGAAGAACGAUCUCACGUUGAAGGGUAUACUGUCCUCCCCCAAUCAGAUGGAGAUGAGGGACUACGAGAAGCAGAAGGAGAUCUCGAACAGGUGCGACCAGGUGCCCAGCGAUCACCUCCCGAUCACCCGGCUCGAUCGUCGUCGUCAUCCUCCUGCAGGGAAGGAGGGGAGGAAGGGAGGCAAAGGCUGCUCGUUUCAAGAGGGACGAUCGACGGCCAGCUCGAUCCACUAUGGCCAGGAGGCGAGAAACUGCGGUGGCAGGCCGAUGUCGAGCGGCGACGUUAUUCACAGCAGCACCCAGUAUCUGGUGGGGACGGAUCGCAAGAGGCCGAUGUCCGCCGAAUGGUCGGGCAGGCAGAGGGGAGGAGGAGGAUCCUCCUCGAAGCAGCGGGUGCAGGUUAUGGAGGAGGGUUGCGCCACGUCGACCAGCACCGAGAAGCUGAUGCUCGACCCGGCCGGUCAGCUCAGAGAAUUGAUCGAGACGUCGGGACACUUGAUACCCGACCCCCUCCUCGUGCCGAGGGACUAUCUGCCGGGCCUGGCGGCCGCCCCGGCCUCCGAGAUCCCGAAACUGUUGGCCUCGAGGCCCGAGCUCAGGCUGCCGGAAGCGUUGACCAGGCCGGAUCUCCUCCGUGAUCCGGAUUUGUUGGUGAUAUCGUUGGCCCAUCUUCAGCACGUGCUCGACCACGGCGAGGGGCCGGUCUCGAGGUCGCGGCACCCGCAGCACCCGAGGAUCAACAACGGCGCCAGCAAGGGGGGCCCCGGCCACGCGAGCAACGGGAGGAAGAACGCGUUGCAAAACCAAGCGAGGCCGAAGCUGAGCUGCAAACCGAUCGGCACGCUCAUGCCCGCGCCGAUCGAUCUCUCCAGCAGCCGGAGGACCACCGCUUAUCUACCGUUGCUCAGGGUGCGGAGCGGUUUGCUGAAACAGGAACCGGAAGUCAGCUCCACGGCCAGCUCACCCGACGAGUCCCAACUUUGGCAUCCUUUGUUCGGCAGCCAGAAGAGGCAGCACCAUCACCACCACCACCACCAGCAGCAUCAGAAUCAACACAGCCAACAACAACAACAACAACAGCAACAGCAACACAAACACCAACAAAAUCACCAUCAACAACAGCAUCAACAUCAGCAUCAACAUCAACAACAGCAUCAACAUCAGCACCAACACGCCUCCUGGCACAGGACCACCUUGGCGUCCUGACCACUGUGACCUUGACCCUGACCACAGGUCGAGUAGUCCUGAUAAAAGAGAGGAGAGCGCAUUCUUCUUCCCGCCGCUGGCCGAAAGCCGAUCGAUCGAGUCGCGACCGCCUCUUUCGCGGUUCGAUAUUCGAGAGAAGAAGAAGAGGAAGAAAACCAAUCAAAACCGCCGUCAAAUACCAAAAGAAUGCUCCACACGACCGGUGUUCCUACAAACUUUGAACAUUCUCUUCGACCUAUUCACCGCGAUACUCUUCGUCGAAAUACCUUCUCUUUGAUCAUCGUCGCUGCACAAAUUUCCACGAUAGUGAACCGCCAUUGCUGUGCUCAUCGUGAUUUCCUCUCCACGGAGAACUCUCUCUCGCUCUUUCUCUCUUUUCUUCUCCGUCUAUUCCAUUUUCUCUCUCGCGAGUCCGUUUGUAGAAGACUCCUCCGCGUACGAUCAUCUUCGUAGAGUUUCGUCGAUUCUUUCUCCCCUAUUUUCUUUCAUUCGUUUCAUACACACACACACACACACACAACAAAAGAA